AUGUACGACCAGAUCCUCGGCUCAUUCUACUCAAUCCCACUGCGAAUCCCCUCAGACACCAUCAGCGCCACCCUCUCAGCCUCACCGCGCUCAUACUCCGCGCAAAUCAGCACCGCCCUGCACCAACACCGCCAAUCCCUCUACACCGCCAUAUCCGCGGAUCCUGCGCGCUUCCUCCUCCUCGCCAUGCUCCUCUGCAACGACGCCAUCUUCUCCGAAGCCCUCAUCCACAUUGCCGGCGCACACCCAUGCUGGCCCUGGCCUGCGAAACGCACCUGCCUGCCCGAAGAAAUCAUACAGCUCGUGGUCCGCAAGUCCGCAGAGCUGGGUCAAAUGUGUCUCGAAGCGGAGCGCGAUCUCCUCCUCUUGACCAUCCACAUCGACCGCUUCGGCCCCGUCGAGCCGCAAGUCCACUCUACCUUUCCAACAUGGUUCAUCGUAGCCACGUUCCGCGACCAAUUCGCGCGCACCUUCCACGCGCUCGAAGCAGAUCGGCAAGCUUCGCUUAAACGCGGCGCGCUGUUCAGGAAGAUACGCAAGGGCGGGGAAGAGUACAUGGCGCUGGGCGAGAUGCGCAGGUUGAUGGCGAGGGUGAUGCCGAGUGCGGUGGGGGGCUUGGAGGAGGAUUUGGGCAUGUUGAAGGAGUGUGCGAGGGGGGUCGUGGAAGAUCUCGCGAGAAACGAAUUGUGUUUGGAUGUGGAGGGGGGCCGGGUCGGGUAUUUGACAUGUGUGAAGGUUGGGAGGGAGGAUGUUCCUUGGCGGGCGGGAGGGAAGGGGCUGGACUGA
Parastagonospora nodorum SN15 is the source of this 786-nucleotide messenger RNA. RefSeq lists its product as hypothetical. Bases 1 to 786 code for a protein of 261 amino acids. The record is from RefSeq and is a predicted model, not a curated record. The transcript is spliced from 2 exons. Lineage: Eukaryota; Fungi; Ascomycota; Dothideomycetes; Pleosporales; Phaeosphaeriaceae.